Topomyia yanbarensis is the source of this 5874-nucleotide messenger RNA. Its product is annotated as cadherin-23-like. Gene Ontology annotation, biological process: homophilic cell-cell adhesion. Gene Ontology annotation, cellular component: plasma membrane. The record is from RefSeq and is a predicted model, not a curated record. Lineage: Eukaryota; Metazoa; Arthropoda; Insecta; Diptera; Culicidae. The transcript is spliced from 22 exons. Bases 551 to 5773 code for a protein of 1740 amino acids. Gene Ontology annotation, molecular function: calcium ion binding.
GAUAGCGAUAACGGGGCCAAAAAAUUGAUACCGCAGUCGGAGUGCCGCAGCCAGCCGAGUUGAGCUGUACAACUGUACAACAGUCGUUUCCCGUCAAUAACGCGUCAAUUUCUGAACAAAUCGGUCGGUCGAUCGGUCAAUCAGAGAAUGUACGGAAGAUGUUUGUCUUGAUAAGACGAACAAAAGAAACUGAAUGACUCACACAGGAUGAAUACAGUAAACUUGUAAAAUCGAAAUAUUUUGCCAAAGAAAAAAAACCCAAAAGGCAUUCAAGUGCGCAGCUCGUUAAAAAGGCUUCCCAUUGUACUUUGUUCCAUAGCAGAUUUUAAUUGAAUAGCAGCUGUGAAGCGAAAUAGUGAAAAGCGCCGAGAAACAACGAAACACGUCCAUUUUGGUAAAAAAAAAUGAUAAGUGAGGGAAAAUAAAAUUCCCGGGAAACGAUUCCAGUAGCAAAGUUCAAACUGCGUUUGGCGCGGGAAGUAUCCUCCCCUGCAUUGGCAAUACAUUUUGGAAAGAGCUGUAAAGCAGAUUCAACUGCACAUGAGAGAAUAUGAAUGGUCAUCGGAAUACAAUAAUGAUCGCGUUAAUAUUUUUAACUGUCAUACCGUUGAUCCGUGCCCAAGACUUACCGCCGGGUGACUGGGAUGAGCCAUACCUUCUAUCAAUGGACGAGAAGAGAAUUGUGGUCGGCGAAUACGCUUCGAAUCCACCGCUACUGCCUGUCUCGAUGUGGGAGGAAAUAGAACCUCCCUACAAGAUGGUUCAGCUCAACUAUCGAGGCAGCACGAUUCGGUUGGAAAAUCCGCCUGUCCACCUUGGUGCCAUACUGCUGCAGGAGGACAACAAUUGGUAUAUUAAUAUCAGCAAUCGACUCGAUUACGAACAACUUUCCGAUAAGAACCCAAUCUUGUCCCUGGUAGUAGGAAGCGAUUCGCGAAACGUGGUCUUCAUUGCUGUAACGUUGAUAAAUAUUCUGGAUAAUGCUCCGGUAAUGUCCAGCGGAGGUCCCUGCAAAGUGGACGAGCUCCAGGCCAACUUUCUCUCCGACUGUAACUACACCAUACGACACGCUGACGGAUUUGUGGAUGGCGAAAUUGAAGGUUUCGACACGAACCUGUUGGACUUUGAGCUUCCUUCGGAAGAAGCAACACUAUUUAGUUUAGAAGAAUCAGCGAACAUAGACGAUUAUAACAAGCAAUUCACUCUGAGAGUGUUGAAAGCCUUAGACUACACACAACGGGCUGUAUACAGCUUUUCCGCUACAGUGCAUGAUCUGAACAAGACCCACAGCCUCGAGGUUAGCUUCGUCGUGCAGGUACAAAACGUAGAAAGCCGACCACCAAUAUUCACCCGUCCCUUCACGACCCAGCGAAUUCCUGAGAAAGAACCUUUCGAGACAACGGUGACAGCUAUCGAUGGGGACACCGGACUAAGACGAGCGAUUUGCUACGAAUUGCACACGGAGGUGCAAGCAUAUGCAAAAUAUUUCGCUAUCGAUGCUUCGACUGGCCUCCUGCGUGUGGCUGCUAUCAACCGGGAUGCGGAGAAGAACGAACUCUAUCAGUUUACGAUAACAGCCUUCAAAUGCCACAAUAAUAGUUACGCAACUAUCAAUGAGGCAGCCAUUAUUCUUGACGACAAAAAUGACAACGCACCCGUUUUCGACGUUGACCCGACGCAGAUGGCCUUCUGGGAGAACACACUGAUGAAAUUGCCGUUCGAGCGAUUCAGUAUUGAGGACGUUGAUUUGGGACCCCACGCAACCUACACCGUUAGGUUGAACGAAAAAGUCGCCGAACAGGAACUGCUGAAUGCCGAUUCGUUCAGUAUUGUUCCGAACAGUGGCUACCAAUUUGUAAAUUUUACGCUGACUAUUGUUAAUACCGACCAACUGGAUUACGAGUUGCCUGAACGGCAGCAGUUCCAGCUAAUCGUGACGGCCACCGAGACGGCUGACAUACCACACAUCACCCAGCAAGUUGUGAACAUUGAGCUGAUGAACUGGAACGACGAAGUUCCCGUGUUCGAUUAUGAAACCUACGAAGCUACCAUCAAUGAGACUGACGGGGCGAAUCAUCCCCUGGUUACAGUGCACAUCACCGAUCGGGAUGUAGAUGACAACGUGACUCUUGCGGUUCUUGGCCGAAUACAAACGGAUCUGACAGUCACGAGAUUAGAAAACACCGAAGACCCAAACGAAUAUGCAUCUUUGCCCACCUUUAGCUUCCAGAUCAGUAUUGCUCACGAUGAUGUUUUCGACUGGGACGUAGCUUCCGAAGUAAUCGUUCAACUGGAGGCACGGGAUACGCUCCAAACGGACAAACAGGAACCGCUUCACCAUGUGUUCUCGCAGCUAGUUAUCACCGUGCUGGACGUUAACAACAAACCACCUUUGAUUACAGUGCCUCGUGGAAGAAUACAUAUUGAAGAGAACUCUGCUCCGAAUACAGCUGCCGAGAUAGAUGGAGUGAUAGCAGAAAUCGAAGGCUCUGACCCGGAUACUACAGCCGAACUACAAUUCAGUAUAGAUUGGCAGAACAGUUACGCUGUAAAAGGUGGUUUACAAGUUUCUCCGGAUGUAUUUGAAGACUGCCUCAUAAUCGACGUAGACAAAAGCAACCCAAAUCGAGUUAGCGGGAAAAUUCGAGUGAACCCAGAACUUGAGCAAAACGUGAUCAAUAUAAAGCUGGACUACGAAAAAUACGAGACACUCUUUCUAACGGUGAAAUUGGUGGAUUUGAACCAGAUUGUUCCACCGGGCAACACGGAAGCGAUCGUCGUUCUACAGAUAGAUGAUGUAAAUGAUAAUGCACCGGAAUUUGUUGAUAAUACAUUAUCGAUCGAGCGAUCCGUUAUGGAAGAAGCUGAAAGCGGAACCAUAGUAGGUAACAUCAUUGCUCGGGACAUAGAUGGCCCACUUCAUAAUCAGAUCGUGUAUUCGUUAACUCCCCAGGAUCCCGCACACGCCGGACUAUUCUCAAUCAAUUCUUUAGGCUAUAUACUGGUAAGCCCAUCGGAGAAACCAAUAGAUUGUGACGUUCCAAUCACCUACUUCAUUCAACUGAACAUCACACUCAGUGAUGGUACUUUUGAGACGGAAGGAACGAUUAGAAUCACUAUAACCGACACAAACAACAAAAUUCCUUCGUUCAAGACUACUGUCGAGAAGGUAGAAAUCUUCGAGAAAUCACCUUCCGGGACAGAAAUCGUUCGUCUCGAUGUGGAUGAUCUGGACCGGGAUGAACCGUAUUACACCGUAACGUUCGAAAUCGAUUCGAAGUUGGGCCAGAACUUGCAGGGCUUUUUCGAGAUACGUCGCCUUGUGGAAACAGUUCCCGGUGAACGGUUGCAUCAAACCGGAUUGGUGGCGGUGAAGGAGAACAACCUGGUGCUAGAUCGCGAUGGGGGUCUGGAUCAAUUUAUCAUUGGCUUAAAGGCCCAAGAUAACCCCAAUAGAUCCGGUCGGAAGAAUUCAGUCGAAACGCAGUUCACGUUGAUUCUGUUGGAUAUCAACGAUCAGAAACCGGUCAUGCCCCAGUUUGCAGAGCUGAAGCUAAAAGAAGAUACAGUCGAAGGAGCACCAGUGGUGGAACGGUUCGAGGCAACUGACCGAGACGAUAGAAACACACCGAAUGCCAAGAUUCUCUACAGACUGGUCGGUAUACAGGCAGCCGGUGACAACUCCCCGGAGGCAAUAGCCACUGAGAACAUCGCAAACCUGUUCACGCUGCAACAGACGGAUGAGUAUGUGGCACGGUUCGCAGUUGGACACGAUUUGAAGGGCUUUUUCGGUAGUUGGACGGUAGAAAUUGAGGCCUGUGACAGGGGUGACGAGUACCAGCUAGUUGUGAAUAGUCCUCGCUGGUGCACCAGUGCCAUCUAUACGGUGCAAGUGGAACCGAUCAAUUACAUGGCACCAGUGCUGAACUACCCUAGAAACGACGAAAGGAUACGGUUGAAAUUUGAAUCCCUUGCCAACGGGAGACCGUUGGUCAACACGCAAGGUGAAACGGUUCCCAACUUCAGUGCAACCGAUACAGACGGCGGAGACUUCGGGGUGGUUACUUUUUCGCUGACCAGUCAGGACGCAUCCACCCAGGACCAUGUGUACUUUCAGUUGAACAAAUUGGAUAAAAACAGUGCGCAGCUGGUACUGACAAAUGCCGAUGCCAUCGAGGCUAGAUCUUAUCGGGUCAAAGUUUUAGCAAAGGAUGGAGGAAACCUAUCUGCCGAGGCUGCUAACGUGGUGAUUGCCUUUAUCAACAUGACUGGGGAACCGGAGUUCCUAGAAGAGGAUUCACCUUUCGAUACAGAUUUUACAGAAAACGAGCUGGGCUUAGAGGAAAAUCGAACCAUUCCGGAAGCAAUCGAUCCGAAGAAUGCGGAAUUGCCUCCGGAGGAUAAGAAAAAUGUGUUCUACUUUAUCGACACCUCGUACGGGAACUCCAGUCACCUGUUCAAGCUGGACAAAGUGAACCGCAUCCUGCAGCUAACCCAGGAGUUAGAUCGCGAGGACAUUCCCAAGCAUGAAAUCCGUGUGAUCGCUACCAACAGUAUCAACGGACCGGUGACACCCCUCCCGGCGGACUCCCGAUUGGGGCUGAUAGUUCGCAUUAAAGUCAACGACGUCAACGAUAAUCCUCCCAAGUUUCGCUACGCGUCCUAUUCGGCCGGUAUCACCGUGAACGACUACUCCGGAAAAAUUCUCUUCCAGGUGAUAGCUGACGAUCCGGACGAGGAUGACGUUAUCAGUUACACCAUCGAUGCGGAAUCCUUGAAGGCGUUUGGCACUAACCUUCCCACUGUACCAAUUCCCUUCAACAUGGACUUGGCGAAUGGUCAGCUUUCACUGGCCACACAGGUCCAGAGUAGUAUGAAAGGUUAUUACACAUUUACGAUAGUCGCCACCGAUUUGGUCGACCAUACCGACACGGUUCCAGCUAAGAUCUACAUCAUUGCCGAGACAAAUCGGGUCAAAUUUGUCUUCCUGAAUAACAUUGGCGAAAUCGAUAAUCCAGAAAUGAAAAAUUUCGUUGAAGAACAAUUUAGCGAACACUACGAGAUGGAUUGUAACAUAGACGAUGUGGUUAAAGGCACUAUUGGUAAAACAGGACGAGCUGACGAAGAUAGGGUAACGGACAUUCGGGCACAUUUCAUUCGCAACAACGAAGCAGUCGAAGCGAUCGAGAUUCAACAACGUUCCAACGACCGCGUAUUCGUAACGAACCUCAAGACCGCUCUAUCAGCGCGGCAACUUCUACUGCAGGAUGUUCCCAUAACCAGCAUCGAAGAAGUGGACGAAAAGAGUGAACUGCUCAAGACAAUUCUGAUUGUGAUCGCCUCCGCACUCGCGCUGGUUUGCGCUAUUCUGGUGAUAGCUUUCUGCAUCAAAAUACGUAGCCUGAAUCGGCAGCUUAAGGCACUGUCGGCAACCGAUUUCGGGUCCAUCGCGUCUGACAUCAACGGAGGCCGGAAGGUGCCAACAACGAACGUCUUCUCCGUCGAGGGUUCCAAUCCGGUACUGAACGAUAAGGAUUUUACCAAGGGAGCAUUUGAUGACGUUAGCGUUCAAUCAUACGAGUCUGACUUUGUGGGAAUUGACAACGACAUUUUUGCCAUCCAGAGAAAAGAGGAAGAACUCAAUCCGCAGUUGAUUGAACACAUCAAGCAAAGAUCGCUAAAUCCAAUGGUUAACGGUGGUGGGAUGGGCCCAGAAAAAGGCAAAAGAAACGAAGCGGAAUCCAAUACGGACGAAUUGUUGCACCGGUUUUAAUGCGCGGAAAGCAACCAUAGAAAUGUCAUACUCAUAACUUCCAUCUCAGAGGACUAGGUCUCAGCAAACGAACAAUGUCAAUAAAGUUAUUUAUUAUCAUU